CCUCGAGGCACCGAGACGUCCAACGAAAAAUACAUUCAUUUUCCCCGCAUAUUUUGUUUCAAAAAUCGAAAAAUUCUAUUUUUUCCGCGGAAUUGCUGCUAAAACUGUGUUUUGUUUUGACAACUUUUGGUCACCGUGUUCUUUUUUUUCCCUCGAUCGGUCAACGUGAACAUUGAAAAAAAAAAAACAAGCACUAAUAACCACGUGUCAACGGAAAGCCGACGAAACGAUGUUAAAAAUUUCGUGAAAGAGGGACAUCCACGAUGGAUCAUAAUUUGAAAUAAUUCACGAGCCAUUUCAUCGGUUGGUGUCAUUUCGCUGUCAAAAUGUCUCUCAUCAAUAAUGUUACGAUUCGUACUCAUGAUUCUACUGUUGUCACUGCGCGGCACGAGUUCGAGAAUCAUCGUCGAAAAAAGAGUGAGGGAAUUGGUGCGGGCAUGGGCACCUCUUGUUUGGCUCGCUCCAGGCGAGAAAUUCUUGCCCCUCGGUGUGCCGGAGUUUCUCGAUAACGUUAAAGCGGGAAAUAAUCAUCUGCACACGCGUAUUGACGUGGAGCUGCUUUUACGAAAUGAAUCGUCGUUCAUCUACGGCAAAGAGCCAGCGGAAAAUGUACCAAUUUACGCGUUAGUGAAGGACUGCACGACGGUGGAUAAGAUGAAAAAAGUGUCUCCGUCCUCGUUCGGUGGAACGAACGAGAUUCUGGAACGCGAGGACGGCGGAAGGAGGCGACGGAGAAUAAUCAGAAGCAAAAGGAUCAUCGAUCCGAGGCGGCCGGAUCCACGGCGAAGAUUCUUCGCCGUUGGACAGGAUAAAAAUAAAUUAAGGUUGAACGAUGACCUCGCGAUCCUUCCCUAUGAGAACACGGUGAGGAAUGAUCUUUCGGGAAACGAGGUCGUCACGAUGAGAGCUGACACGAUUCGGGACGGGAAUUCGAUCCCCGUCACGGAUAACAGGUUCAGGAAACUGCACUUUCACGUGACCUAUUGGAUGUUCUAUCCAUUCAGCGAGGGAAAGGCGGUUUGCGUUCUGGAUCUUGGAUUUUUCGGUAGCUGGCCAAUACCGAGGGUGGGGGGUGUUUGCUUCGGAAGUCUCAAGGAAUACGGCAAUCACGUGGGCGAUUGGGAACACAUGAGCCUUUACUUUCAGGGUGACGAUUAUCCAUCCUCGAUGUACGUUUCCGCACACGACGCAGGCGCAUUUUAUCGUUACGAAAAGCGAAGCGGUACUUUCGUGUACGAGCGUCAAGAAACGAGGGAAGGAAUAUUCCAGAAGCCAAUAUUUCCAGAGCGAGUGUUCACGUCGAUGGGGAAACAUCCGGUUCUGUUCAGCGCUCGUGGAUCCCACGGCUUAUGGACAGCACCGGGAAAACACAAAUUUGUACGACUGCCACGCUUGUACGACGAGAGUGGUUUUGGUAUCGCUUGGCAAACUUGGAAGAGAAUCGAACUGCUGCCAGCUGAGCUCGAUGAAACGUCGCCAGGGUGGAUGAGCUUUCGUGGCAAGUGGGGCAACCCGAGAAGCAAUUGCCAUCCUUUGGUCAAACUUGGCUUCAAUAUUUGUGAGUUUGUCGAUGGCCCUACCGGAAUUCCAACGAAAAAGGGACGAUUUCAAUGUUGACGUUGAAAAUUUGUUCAUUUUACGGUGCCUAAAAUUCUCGCUUUUUUAAAUCAAUCCCAACGACUCUGUAGCAAAACUUAUUCGACAUUGAGAUCUGCUUCAUCCGCUUCUCGCUCGUUUUCUCAUAGAGAAAAAACAUGACGAAUUUUCGAGAAACUGUUCUGCUUCGCGAAAUGCUCGUUCGAAGGAAUUUUAGUCAAAUUAUUGUCGCGAUUGUUGAGCUGCGAGACGAAUAUCUCUUAUCGUUAUUUAUGUAACAAUAAAAUUUCAAGGACCGAGUGAUAAGACUCGGUCGAAUAUUUAUGAGUAACAGAA
Venturia canescens is the source of this 1932-nucleotide messenger RNA. RefSeq lists its product as uncharacterized. The transcript has 4 exons. The coding region runs from base 343 to 1617 and encodes 424 amino acids. Lineage: Eukaryota; Metazoa; Arthropoda; Insecta; Hymenoptera; Ichneumonidae. The record is from RefSeq and is a predicted model, not a curated record.